UGCGUCUCCCCCACCCUUCCCUCGCUCCGGGCUGGGUACCCUUUUCUCUCUCUCUCUUUUCCUUUAGCAAUUGCAAUUUUGCUCCGGCUCCCUCCCACGCGCCUUCCCUCCCACGCUUUCCCCAGCCCUAGCCUCCCACAGCAUCUCCAUGAAACGGGAUACUCCAGUCUUUCUGCGAUAAGAGGAUCUCUCUGUCCCCCUUUCACUUUAUUUCACCCUUUGGCCUCUCCCCCCCUCCUCCCCCGUUCCUUCUCAGUGCCAUCUCCAUGGCAUAGGCUCUCACUUUCAGCCUCUCGCCUUUCCUCACUUUGAAUCCUCCCUCCAGCUCUUUUCCGAAGGCGGGCUAGCCAUUCAUUCUCCAGCUUCUGCCAGCUACGCCACCGCUGCUCCUGGUCCUCUGAAUCUUUUACAGCUUUGGGGGAAUCAGGCUCGGGUUUGAGCACCGGGGAGGGGGGGCACUGGCGGACACCCCCUCCCCAUGCCUUUGGUUGCUGCCUGCCUGCCUGCCUCCUGGUGUUGGAGGCUCUGAAGAGGAAGCAGAAAACCGGCCCAGCUGCUCUUCUUUCUUUUGGGGGGGAUGUCGGUGGUGGCAGUGGUUGAGAUGAUGUUGAUGACUUGAUGCUUGGCUUUGCCAUGGAUGGGAUGACAUGCUUCAUGGUUGCCUUGGUCACGCUGGUGUUCUGUUGCCACGGUCCACCUUGGUGCAUUGCCCGGCACCUGGUGCUUUGGACAGGUCCCCCGCUGCUGCUGCCGCCACUGCUGCUGUUUGUGCCACUUUCCUUGGCUUCCUCCAUAGCAGAUGACCCACAUUCGGAGCACCAGAACAUUUCCUUCUUUUUGCCAAGUCAAAGCACUGUGGGCAACAUGACACAAAAAGCCUUAACAAAAAGCACAACAAAUCUCAAGGCAAAUACUGCAUUUCCUGAUGAGUUGUUGCCAUCCGUUACCUCUCUUUCUGAGGUGACCUCAUUGGAUCAACAAGGAACAAGUAGAAUUUCAGUUGGACAAAACAUACCAAUAUUGGAUAUUUCAGUAACAAAUAAUGAGGUUGUGUUAAUGGAUGACAGAUUUAUGAGCUCAUUUCCAAAUGAACAACAGACUCCAUCAUUAAAAUCUUUUACUGAGGACUAUAAUUCGGGAUCCUAUCCAGUGAAGCCAACAAGAGUCCCAUUACAAAAUUUGUUAGUAACCCCUUCAUUGUCUGUCCUGGACUACGCAGAAGCACUGCAAACAACAUUCCAAAGGGCUGCCUAUGUCCCCCAUGUCCUUUCCCCAUAUCUGAAUCCUUUUGAUUUGACAGAUAUAACUUUGACUCCAAGCAAAGACUUAGAGAUGUCCACAAUUUAUUUAAAUUCCAUGGAAUUGGAGGGGGUGAAUGCAACAGUUGGAAAAGAAUGGGAAAGCUCCUCAUUUAAUGUAUUCCCCUCAACAUCUUCACUUUUUGAUACUACUGUGGAAGGGUCGCCUCUGUUUAUGAGACAGCUAAGUGAGGAUACCCGUAUCAUGCCAGAUAUUAUGACAGGAAGUACUAACACAUACACUGAAGCCUAUUAUAGUAUUAAUAGUAGUGCAAAAGGAGCUCUUGAUGUAAGCUUAUCUGUUCUGAGCAUUUUAAAGGAAGCACCUAUUUCAUUAGCUAACACAGGGAGUGUUAUGUUUUCAACACACUUUUUUGUUUCCUCCCCUGUUCUUCCAGCUGUAGUUCAGACUGUUUCUGAUAGUCUCUUCAGUGAGGAAUUGUUUACAUAUAAGUUUCCCCAUAAAGUCUCCAAAGGUACAGCCCUGAUUUUACCUGGCAAUUCAGAAAUACCAACUCAAGUUGAGUUCUUCAGUGACUCCACAAGUUCAGUGCCUUUCACUAGACCAUAUGCUCCAUGUUCAUCCUGUGAUGUUACUUCAGUUCCUUCAGAGCCAUUUUUUUCAUUGCAGCCAUCAGACAAUGAUGUGGGCUCAGGUGAUUAUAUUGAGACAUUGUCUUUUAUGGCCACUGAAAUGAAAGAUAUUACACCACUUACAUCAGUAGUUAGUGACUUGUACGACAUGCAGGAGUCUUCUCCCGAAAUCUUUGAUACUACUUUCCCUUCAAGACCUGUGGUUUCCUUUUCUUCGAUGUUUACAGAAGUCUCCAACUCAAAUGCAGUGGAAAUUAGCCUUAAAAACGUAUUCACACCAAUUUCCCCUUUCCCUUAUUACAACCAGUCUUCUGAUAUUUUACUGGAAAGCACUUCUGUCAUUCUUCACAGCUCUGUAACUGAAAUUACUAAGUUAAUGCCUAGCAUUAUGGAAGAACUACCCUCUGUUGUUGCAACGGUCCCCCUUGAAUCUGCCUUCAUUGAAACUGUGAGCACGCUAUCCAUGACAAUCAAGAAUUCAACUCUGUUGGAAACACCUGCAUUGAUGCCAUCAGAAACUAUGCGUGUCAUUGGCAUAACAGUUGAGGGGUUUCCCACAGAUGACUCUGCUGUAAAUAGAUCAGACAUUCCAUCCAGCCUUUCAUUAACGCCUUUCUCCUUUGAGCCAAAUGUCUCAUCGUAUUUGUCACCUUCUGGAGCCACAUCUUCCUUAGUAAUGCCAAGUGAUUUAUCAACAUUGUUACCUCACAUUUCACCCACAUUCCUUCCAUCAUCUGUGCUGUUCGAUAAUUCUAGUUGGGGUUCAUCUCAGCUCCCAGCUGUUGACAUCACAAGCUCAGAGGCUUCCCAGCUGCCUUCAUGGCAACCUUCAUUGCUUUAUUCAAACUCAUCUUCUUUUCUAUUCCUUCAAAGUUCUACAACAGUGCCAUUAUCAACUUUCAAUAUGAACUCCUCUGUGUUUCUGGAACCAACAUCAAUUUCAGUUAUGGAAUCUGAAUUUUACUUUACCUCAGCUAUCACAGGAGCUACCUCUCAGUUUGAGUCAUCAUCCCUAGCCAUUGAGGCAACUGUUCCUAUGCAGGUGCUGCCCACCUCUGUUUCAGAGCCUAUUUUCACCAGCAAUAUUUUGGGUGAAGAACCAAAUGUGACCUUAUGGUUCUCCUCAUUGCAGAUGACUCCUGUCCUGACAUCUGCAUCCCUCUUUCCUUCUGCUGUUUCUGUCACUCCUGUUGUUGAGGUCACCGGUGCUACUGCUAAUCUUAGUAUGGUUUCCUUUUUUACUGAGGCAGCUCCUACCACAAAUUUUUUAACAACUACUCUUUAUAUGCCACCAUUGGCCACAGAAAUAAGCAGCAUUAGAGUCUCCUCUACAGAAUCAGCAAGUAUAGGGUCGUCAGCUGUAUCUACAGUGAUGCCUUCAUCUGUGAAUACUUCAACUGAUUCUAGCAUUCCAACUGGACCUAGUGGAACAGAGUUCUCCAGCGUAACAACGUCUACUGCUACCACUACUAGUAGCAAAAUAGGCCUUCCUGAAACAACCAGCAGUACACAAAGUUCUUCUACAUCCGUUUCAACUUCAGUUUUUCUCCCUACACCAGAAGUCACAAUGGCAACUGUUCCAGUGACUACAACUAGACAAUCCUACGUUUGUGAUAUCACAGUCCCUGAUAAAUACUUAGUAAUAGCUGUUCUAGCCCAGAAAUCUGUAAUAGAAAACAUCACGGAAUCCAUCAAAAACAUCUUGAGAACUGAGUUUAGAAGACUAGUAGAAUUGGAGGUUUAUGGACUUUCUCCCAAGUUCUCUUUUCUGGUUACCUCGGGUCCUUUUGUUUACACAGCAAUUGCUGUCAUCAAUGCUCUUGUGAAUAGUAGUCUCCUUCGUGGCCAGAUGCCUCUUAUUUUAUCCCUGCAGCCUUCUUUCCCUGCUCCAGAUUACAAGUUUCAGGUGCAGACUGUGCUUCAGUUUGUGCCUCAAAGCAUUGACAUUGGAUUCUGCAACUUCAGCCAACGUAUUGAAAAGGGACUCACCACUGCAUUUGGGGAGGCAAGAAAACAGCACUUGGGUAUUUCCAACUUUACUGUGCAGAUAUUGAAUAUAACCCUGGGUAGGUCUAGAGCGGCAUUUCGGCAAGGCCCCGUGCAAAUUGUUUUUGGCAUACAAGAGAAACAUGGAUUCUUAAAUGGGUCUGAAGUCAGUGAACUACUAAGAAACCUAUCUGUUGUGGAGUUCAGUUUCUAUUUGGGAUUUCCUGUGCAGCAGAUUGCAGAACCUGUUUAUUACCCUCAACUGAACACUUCUCAUUUGAUGAAAUCUUCCUGGGUGAGAACAGUUGUCCUGGGUGUCAUCAAUCAGAAAGUUCAAGAGGACGUUUUCCAGGCUGAGAUGGAACGGAAGCUGGCCCAGUUGUUAAACGAGGCCUUGCGCAAAGGGAGGAUAUGGAAGAGGGCAACAUUUGCUGGGAACAAUGUUGUGCAGAUUGUGAAUGUGUCACGCUUAGAGGAAGAUGACAACCCCGUUAUGCUGGUUUAUUUUGUGGAGGAUCAAGAUGGUGAAAGGCUCGGUGCUGUGAAGACAGCUGAUUUGAUUAACAGAGUGGAUAUCCAGAGGGCUGCUAUCAUUCUAGGAUACCGCAUUCAAGGCCCAGUGGCUCAGCCUGUGGAUAGAGUCAAAGAAUCUCCUCCAGAAUCACAGAACAAUCUUUGGAUUAUUGUCGGUGUUGCUGUCCCUGUGGCUGUAGUGCUGCUUAUCAUAAUCAUUUUAUACUGGAAACUCUGCCGCACGGACAAACUGGAAUUCCAGCCGGACACUAUGAGCAACAUUCAGCAGCGACAGAAGUUACAAGCCCCCAGUGUGAAGGGCUUUGAUUUUGCAAAGCAGCAUUUAGGCCAGCACAACAAAGAUGACAUCCUGAUCAUCCAUGAGCCAACUCCUCUGCCAGGACCAAUUAAGGACACCACUCCCUCUGAAAACGGUGACCUACCAAGCCCCAAAACCAAGAUCUCUUCAAAGCCAUCCAAGAAUGUCCGCCACAGAGGGAGAGUUUCCCCUUCUGAUGCUGACUCAACAGCAAGUGAACAGUCAAGUGGUCGGGAAACAGGAGAAGACACUGCAAGGCCACAGACUGCUGUCAAUGAGGUCAAACCUCAUAGAGUCAGCAAAACUGGAAUAAACAGAGUGGGGCCUCCACAAAUCAGUAAUGGAACAGAGCAACACUCUUCAGCCUCCAUAUUUGAGCAUGUGGACCGAAUGUCACGUUCCUCUGAAGUCAGCAGGAGAGUCCCUAGUAAAAUCCAGUUAAUUGCUAUGCAGCCGAUUGCAGCACCUCCAUCUCAGAACCAACCGCUUUCUGAUCGAGUAGCUGAAACCAACAAAAUUAACAAGGAGAUACAGACAGCUCUGAGGCAUAAAUCUGAAAUUGAGCAUCACCGCAACAAGAUCCGACUUCGAGCUAAGCGGAAAGGACAUUACGAAUUUCCAAUUGUAGAUGAUAUGGUUAUUAUUGAUACCAAAGAGCAGCAGAGAAUGUACCGCAAGGCACAGAUGCAGAUAGAUAAGAUCUUGGAUCCUGGGGGCAAUAUGCCAACUGUUUUCAUAGAACCCAGGAAAAGUUCGCGGGCCAAACGUUCUCCAAAACAGCGUCGGCGUCAUCAGAUAAAUGGCAGCCCAAUGGAUGCUGACAAGGACAGGCUGAUCACAACUGACAGUGAUGGAACUUACAAGAGACCUCCUGGAGUCAACAACUCUGCCUAUAUUUCUGAUCCUGACCUUCCUGCUGAACCUCAUACACCAUCUUCAGCAGAACUGGGGAAGUUUUCAGGUUUGCCACCACAUACCUCCCCGUACGUCCCUCCUCAGCCAUCCAUUGAAGAAGCUCGACAGACCAUGCAUUCUCUCCUGGAUGAUGCCUUUGCUUUGGUGGCUCCCUGUAGCCAAGCAUCCAGUUCUGCUGCCAUCACACACCCUGGUGGGUCAGGAGGACAGCCAACAAACACUCCUGUUCGAACUGCACGGGAUACUCCAAGCAGCCAGUGGGGCUCACCAUAUGGCCUGAGUCACACAAGAUACAUGGAAUUUGGGAUGACCCCUCCGACAGCACCAGGUCUGCUACAGAGCAGGCAAAAUCUGGGUCCAGGUUUUCUUCCCCCUGUUGAAUUAAUACACCCAGACACCCAGACCUCUGAUGUUCAGUAUUCCAGUAGAGGGAUCUACCCAGAGGAAUCGCCAUCUGUGGCAAGGCCGCGACCAGUUGGAAGCACUGCAGGUUCUCAGAUACAGCACCUCACUCAGGUGGGAAUUGCUAGCAGGAUCGGAGGUCAACAAGUGGAGAUCCCCUCAGGCAGAGCAGGGCAUGGCCAGCCGGGGGAACCAGGGUGGCCCCCAUAUCGUGGAGAGGAUGAAUAUGCUAGGAGAGAUGCAACACAUAUGCCUGGACAUCAAGAAUUUUUCUCCUCACCAGUAUUCCAGAUGCCGAGGACUUCGGCCCGACAGCCCUCAGCGCCACCUGUUCAGCUUCCACACAGCAACCACCAGGGCCCGGGGCUCUGUUACAACACCAGCUCCACUGAGGACCUCCAGCCAGGCCACUCUUCGGCCUCUCUCAUCAAAGCAAUCCGAGAGGAGCUCCUUCGGCUCUCUCAGAAACAGACCAUUGUGCAGAACUUCCACAGCUGAUUUGUCAUUUCCUUGCAAAUCUGCCAAAUAUCUGCUUCCUGUGGAAGCUAGACUCGCAGGAAAUCAGCAAGAGCCUGUUGUUCUUCUAUCAGAGGAGUGAGCUUGUACAGUAACCCAAGUUAUGACCCAAACAGAAAAGAAUUCCGCUGCAAGACAGACACUUCUGUGUGGAAAUGAGAGAAAGCGAAGAAGGCCACCGUGAACAGUUUAACACUUGACAAUCUUUUAACCUGCUGCUUUUAAAGCAUUUUAGGCAUUAUAAUUGUGCCCAGGCUGGGACUAUUCAGUUCUGCUCCAGAACCUAAACACUGCAGAAAAAGUAACGGUGCAUUUGAGUGUGAGACUCCCUUGCUUAUGGAAGGAGAGUGAAGUUUGCGAGCCGGAAUUGGUGGUAGUUUCACAAGAGGCUGCAAGAAUCCUGUGGCUUCAGACAUGUCCCUGAAGGUGGACUGGGUGUGCUAUUGAUGUGUUUUUCUUCAGACCUAUAAGAAACGGUGUUGAUCCUGUGCAAGCAAUUAAUUUAAUGAGAGCUUUGUUAAGACUCCUCAAAGAAAGGACUUUGGAGCAACUUGUUAAACCAGGACAAUAGUCAUUGUUAAUACUGCUCUGUGCUUCCAGAUGAAGCCAUCCUCUGCACUCUUCCUUGUUGUUCUUCUGGUGCUGAAGCUUCAAAGUGUCCCUUCAUCCUGAUGUUUGCAAAGUUGAAAUGAUGGCCUUUUUAAAAAAACACACACAGAAAAAACAAAAAGCACGCAAACAAAAAUCAAGGAUAUAAUCAUUUAUAAUAAUUCAGGCUGGAAGUAUGAACAAUUUUUUAAAAAAAAAACACAAGAGGGACUCAUUUCUUGGUGGAUGUAUACUGAAUUGAUUUUAAAAUGUAGAAAUGUUCAGGUCAGUUUCACAAGUGAUACAGAAGAGCUUGAAAGUAACGGGUUACUGCAAGUACAAUGAAAGUUUCUGGAGUAAGGUAAUAAGUGGGAAUGACAUGAAUUGGAGGGCUGUGAUGAUUUCUAGUUACUUUCAAAGGGCAUUUUAUACACCUUUUGAGAAAAUUUUUUUUCAUGUUUUUCAAGUUUCAUUCUUUUCAAUCCUGUGUUUUUCUCCUCCCAAAAAUUAGUGAAAAAAAUGGUGAUGGAAGGAGUAACAAAUGUUUGUAAUGUUAAUGGCAACCAGUUACUUAUAUGGGCCUUGUAACAUGCCAUGUUUUACUUUUAGAAAGUAAUUUUCCAAGCUCUGUAUAUAUUGAUACAGUGAUGAGAUUGCAACACUUUUUAUUCCCUCAUAAUAUGGCCCAAACAAUAGGAAAAGCAAAGGUAUAAAUAUUUUGAGUAAAUAAAUAUAAUUGAAUACAGCUUUCAUGGAGGAAGGUGGUCACUGAAGCUCUAACUCUAGCUACCUUUCCUUUACCUGAGUCUGCCAUUGUUUGUAGUGGGCAUCUUUGUAUUGAAAGAUGUAUUCCAUGGAGGGAAGCCAUUUGUAGACUUAUCCAAAUGACCCCUGCUUAUGAGCAUUUCUAUUGAAGCAUUUCCCACUUCUAAAUGGAAUUGUUUGUCCCAGCUGGAAUACAGCAGUGAAAUCAAUGAAACUUAGAUUUGUUGACCUACUCUAGCUGGAUUUCCCUGUUUUUAAAAGAAAUAGCGAUUCUCAUGCAAAAAGCCACCAUCCUUUCUUAGAUUGAAAGAGGCCAUGUGUCUCAAACCAUGUGCGGCACAUGCUUCAUGCAAAUGAUGUUUGUUCAUGAGGUUAAUAAAGUAGGAACACGUGGUAUUUUAAGAUGUAAUUUGAACAUUUCAGUUUGUGAGAAACACCAAAGUUGAAUGAAAAUUCAUUUCUCCAGUGGAUCCUCAAUCGCACUUGAAGUGGAUGUCUAAUAUUUAGCCUACCCAGAUGAGGCAACAAGCACUCGGAAAGAAGCAAAAGCAUCUUUCCACAAACUACACAAUACCAAACCUGAGAGAGCUAACAAGGUACACUUGAAAAUUGCUGCCACCUAGUUCUCUGAUUGGUCUCUGACUGUGGAGUACACAUUUCCACACAUGUUCAUGCUUCAGUUUAUGCAUUUCUUUCAUUUAAACAACCACUUUCAACACACUAUGUUUUAAGUGUGUCUUUGAGCGAGGAAAGCAGACUUUAUACCUUAAAAUGAGAUGCCCAGUGUGGUGUAGUGAAUAGAGCAAUGAAUUAGGACUCAGGAGUACCUGAGUAUCAGUCCAUGCUGAGCCAUUGAAACUCACUGGAGGAGUGGAACUGGUAAAGCCACUCUUUAAAUAUUACUUUACCUUGAAAAUCCCAUUAAGUUUGCUAUAAAUUGAUUCCAUCUUUAAGGCACAUAAUAUCUUAAAACGUAGGCCUAAAUCCAAAUACUCCCCACUUGAAUUAAUGGGAACUUGUUAAGUCAGCGUUUAUCUAAAUUCCACGGAUUAAAUGGGUUUACUCUAGUUUGGAGUAAUGAUUGGGUUUUAGGCCAUAGUGUGCAGAUUAGUUAUUAGGGACUCCCUGAAGAUCACUGGUGGAAACUUCUAGGUGUUUGAAGUUGGGAGUAUUUUGUGGUGGGUUAAGCCUUUUGUUAAUUUGCCAAAGGUCGUGAAUGCAGAUGUGCUGCUUGCUUUUCUUUUUAAUAUAAAAAAUAAAGUAGGCAAAUAGAUGGUUUUGGAACCUUGAAAACCAGCCUGGGUGAGACCACGCCACCAGCACUAGUUUAUCGUAAAUAAACAACACUCUGCAUUUACUUCUUGUAAAAGCCUACACAGAAAUGGUAACACUUGUGAUAACAGACCAUUUUAGAAUAACAGAAGCUUAGAUUUCACCAUUUAGAGGCAAUCUCUGCAUUUGUAUGUGUUCCUACUGAUAUUACGGUACAUGCCAUCCAGGCACGAGUUUUUACAGAAUUUUAAUUUUACUGUUAGUGGUGAGAUGUAAUUUACUGUUGUAUGGCCAUUGCUUAAUUGUAACCUGCGUAAUAUGAGUGGAAGAAAUCUAACUAAAUUAUUUUAUUUGUUGGAGUGUUUUGUUUUGUUUCUAACUUAGACUAAAUUAAAGCUAAAGCAGUG
Molecule: messenger RNA, 9575 nt
Organism: Pogona vitticeps (central bearded dragon)
Lineage: Eukaryota; Metazoa; Chordata; Lepidosauria; Squamata; Agamidae
Source: RefSeq, a predicted model, not a curated record